Molecule: messenger RNA, 825 nt
Organism: Grosmannia clavigera kw1407
Lineage: Eukaryota; Fungi; Ascomycota; Sordariomycetes; Ophiostomatales; Ophiostomataceae
Product: DNA polymerase
Exons: 1
Coding region: 1-825 (274 amino acids)
Source: RefSeq, a predicted model, not a curated record
AUGUCCCUGGAAGAAAAGGUUGCCCUCUUUGCUGCGUGGACGAUGUCCGAUGGCGAGGAUGGCGACCAAGCACGAGAUGGACAACGAGACGACGACUUGGACUCGGACGAGCGUGAACAUCGUCGAAAGAGCCGUGCUUUUGCGGCUGCGGCAGCCUUGAAGAGAGCGGCCAGAGAUGGCGACAACACGGCGGAGACAUCCGGCCGCGGCAGUGCUUCAGUCGAACCGGCAGCCAUCCGACCAGUCUCGAGCCCGUUACCGUCCUCUGAUGCUUCUACCAGCACAAAGGAUCUGAAGCGAAAGAGAGGGGCCUCCAACACGAGUCCAGAAGGCGACACAUCUAGGUCCAGCGGCAUCUUUGACGGCCUCGCAUUCUACUACAUUCCCAAUGCCAACCUUGGCCCACGGAAGCUGCGCAUUGCCAAGGCACGCCAGAACGGCGCCCAAUGGGUGCAGCACAUCAGCGAGGCCACACACGUCAUCGUCGACAAGAAGCUGUCGUGGAAGGACAUACAGGUUGUGCUUCGAGACGGCACGGCGACGCAACCAUCGAUAUUGGUCAACGAAGAAUACCCCCUCGACUGCAUCAGGUUCCGCCGGCUGCUCAAUUUAGACCAGGGACGGUAUUACAUUCGAGGCAGCCCUGCAUCAACAAAAGCAGCGACUGCGACGACCAAGGCCAGCUCACAGCGACAAGAAGCACGGUCCGACGACAGAACGCAUCCGAUCAAGAGACAGCAUUCACGACACUAUCGGCCCGUCACCCCGUCUCCGCCACAAGAAGAGUCGUGGGCCAAGAAGCAGCGAAGGCAGAAGACGGACUGA